Molecule: messenger RNA, 1364 nt
Organism: Brachypodium distachyon (stiff brome)
Lineage: Eukaryota; Viridiplantae; Streptophyta; Magnoliopsida; Poales; Poaceae
Exons: 6
Coding region: 169-1200 (343 amino acids)
Source: RefSeq, a predicted model, not a curated record
CGCCCCGGCUCGCCGCCGCUCGGCGCUCGCCCCUCGCGCCGCCUUGCUUCCUCUCCUCCGGAGGCUGGCUCGCCGCUGCUAUCCUUGCCCGUGCCCAUCGCGCAGUCUUGCUCCCACCGCAUAGCCUCCUUGCCGUUUACCCUCGACCUAGCUCCCCCCGAGGAUUUGAUGGAAAAGGGGAAGUCGGUGGUCGCGGAGCUCGCGGCGUCGCUGAGCGAUAUCCAGGUCACGCCGCGCCGGAAGCCCACGAGUUUACUACCGGCUACCUCUUUCUAUUCUCCCAGAAAGAAGGCCAGACCUCGGAAAUUGGUCAGUUUGUGUACUGGCGUCCUCGGUCAGCAUCUUGAAGAUAUUAUCAGUGAUAUUUCGGAAUUUACUUCCCUCUUUCCACCACACAUAAAGUUGGCAAUUAUGUCUAUUGCAAGGAGGAGAAGGCUACUGAAUGAUGAAGUUCUGGUUUCUCUUGCUGAUAGCUCCUGGAAGAUCUUAGAUAUAUCUGGUUCUGAUGUUAGUGAUGUUGGUUUGACUACUGUGGCACAUAUUUUUAGCAACUUAUGGGCUAUUGAUAUUAGUCGAUGUGAAAAAAUAACUGCUGCUGCUGUUUCGGAGAUUAUCUGCCACUGUCCAUCCUUGGAGAUAUUAAGAUGCGGGGGCUGUCCAAGAAGCGAAUUCACUGCACGGGCAUGUGUCAAUCUCUUGAAACCCAAACUGAAUACUCUCGAAGAGGACUCAUGGGAGGAACUUGAAGCAGUAGAUAUUGGUAGCGGCGCAGAGUCUUUAAGAUGGCUAGUUUGGCCCAAGAUAGAUGAUAACUCAAAGGAAAUUCUUGCCGCAGAGUGUCCCCGCAUUAUUGUCAACCCGCAGCCAUCAAUUUUUGGCCACCAUGGUUUGAAGAUUCCAAGUGAAGCAUUUGCAAACAUACCACUAGACCAUUCAAUAGUAGAAGAUAUUGAUCCAAAAACAUGGGCAGUUUGUGCUGCCCCUCGAAGAAUGGCUGCUCCACCGCAACCAAAUGCUCCUCCUGAAAUACCAAUCGCCGAGAGGUUCAGGCUAGCGUAUGUGGAGAGGGAUGCAAGGCUGGCCCCAAAGAGGGCCAGGAGGGAAAGGCAGCAUCGACGCCGAGCUGAAAGGGACUACUUGAUGAACGAUAUCGACGCUAAAUCUAUUGCCCUUGCGAGUAAAUACCUGCGCAAGAGCUAGCAGCAACUGUUGUCAUGAUGCUUUGGAAUGUUGUAUGUCUGGAUGGUUGAACAAAAACACAAAGGAAGGAAUGUAGAGUUGUACCAAAGAAACUGUUCCAUGAUCAGUGAAAUGAAAACUGACAACAGUUUUGUAUGAGAUUUAUGAUAGCGGUGUUCAUAGUA